Salvia hispanica is the source of this 1600-nucleotide messenger RNA. RefSeq names its product WAG 1 (gene WAG1). The record is from RefSeq and is a predicted model, not a curated record. NCBI's taxonomy places the organism in Eukaryota, Viridiplantae, Streptophyta, Magnoliopsida, Lamiales, Lamiaceae. Gene Ontology annotation, biological process: protein phosphorylation. Gene Ontology annotation, molecular function: ATP binding; protein kinase activity.
ACCAUGGAUCAUCAAGAAGACUCCAUCUACUCCUACUACCUCCCCACAGACUCCGAUCUAGACCUCAGCUUCACCUCCGCCACCACCGCCACCACCCUCUCCGCCCGCACGAGCUUAGCCCGCAGCAGCCUCACCCUCAGCUUCAACGACCGCCUCUCCACCGCCUCCACCACCACCACCACCAACUCCCAUCCCCGCCCCCACCGCCGCCACGACAACCCGAACUGGGCCGCCGUCGACGCCGCCACCACCCUCUCCUCCGACGGCGCCCUCCACCUCCGCCACCUGAAGCUCCUCCGCCUCGUCGGCGCCGGCAACCUCGGGCGCGUCUUCCUCUGCCGCCUCCGCGACUACGACCACGCCAACUUCGCCCUCAAGGUCGUCGACCGCGACUCCCUCAGCUCGAAGAAAAUCUCCCACAUCCAAACCGAGGCGCAGAUCCUCUCCUCCCUCGACCACCCCUUUCUCCCCACGCUCUACGCCCACAUCGAGGUCUCGCACUACAUUUGCCUUCUCAUGGACUACUGCCCCAACGGAGACCUCCACGCCUUGCUCCGGAAACAGCCCUACAACCGGCUACCGGUUCACGCGGUCAGAUUCUUCGCGGCGGAGGUUCUGGUCGCGCUCGAGUACCUCCACGCGCAGGGGAUCGUCUACCGCGAUCUCAAACCGGAGAACAUCUUAAUCCGCGAAGACGGACACAUCAUGCUCUCGGAUUUCGAUCUGUGCUUCAACUCCGAAAUCUCACCCAAAUUGGAAAGCAAGAAACACAUCAAGACCGGAUCCAGGAGGUACGCCUGCGUCACCGAAUUCAUAGCCGAGCCAACGACGGCGUUCUCGAAGUCGUGCGUGGGGACGCACGAGUAUCUCGCGCCGGAGCUCGUCAGCGGCAACGGCCACGGCAACGGCGUAGACUGGUGGGCUUUCGGCGUUUUGAUAUACGAGCUCUUGCACGGAACGACGCCGUUUAAGGGAUCCACCAAGGAGUCCACCCUACGCAAUAUUGCGUCGACUAGAGGGGUCAAAUUCCACGAGGCAGAAGGGGAGCCCGGGAUGGCUGAGGCCAGAGAUUUGAUCGUCAAGUUGUUGGUGAAGGACCCGAGGAGGAGGCUAGGCUGCGCCAGGGGUGCAACGGAUAUUAAACGGCACCCGUUUUUCGACGGAAUUAAGUGGCCCUUGAUCCGGACGUAUCGGCCGCCGGAGAUUCGCGGGCUGACCGUGAAACGGACGAAGAGCAAGGCCAACGUGAGCGGAGCUAUGUCACCGAGGCGGCGGCGGUGCUUGUGGAAGAAGCUGAGAAAUUUGAUGAGGAUUAAGAGGUCUAAACACAGAUUAAAUUGCAAUUCCAACUAUUACUCAUAUGUUGAUUACGACAUUAGCCAAGGUUUAGGUGGUGUUUAAGUUGUCAUUAUUUUUGGUUUUAGAUGAAUUUAUUAUCUUGUACAAUUUGUCUGGAGUUAGGUCGCCAGAAUAUACAUCAAUUUUGGAGAGGCUGUAAAUCACAAAGGAAAAGGGGGCAUGGAAAUACAGAGCUUGCUUGUACAUUGUUCAUUAAUUACUUUUAUGUUUAUUCUUGGAAAUUCAUUAAAUUCUUCUGCGA